Molecule: messenger RNA, 4503 nt
Organism: Bicyclus anynana (squinting bush brown)
Lineage: Eukaryota; Metazoa; Arthropoda; Insecta; Lepidoptera; Nymphalidae
Product: inhibitor of Bruton tyrosine kinase
Exons: 15
Coding region: 678-4394 (1238 amino acids)
Molecular function (GO): protein binding
Source: RefSeq, a predicted model, not a curated record
UCGAUUCUAGAAAUACAGAAUCUCGGCUAUCAAGUUUUACAAAAUUAUUUUACUGAAAUUAAAUAUUAAACUGUUUAUGUGCUAGUAUUUCUUAUUUAGGACAAUUUAUGUGCUUAUAUCUGAAACGUCUGACGUAAAAUAUGAUGUAUAAAGUGGUCUCCGAGUCCGUAAAAUAUUGUACAGCUGGAUUCAUGUAAAGACAGCCACAACUACAUAAUGUGUUAAACUUCUGUUUUGUUCUGGGGGUGGGCUAAUGGGGUAAUUAGACAACUUCAAGUACAAUAUUUUUGCUCACUAAUUUGUUAAUUAAUCUUCUAUUCCAUAUCUAUUUUGUACCUGUAUAGAAAAAUAUAUUUGUACUUAUAAAUACAGAAAAGUAAGGGAGUUCAACAUAAGGGUAAAUGAAACUUUUUAAAAUGGUUACUUGAUAUAAGUAGAAUAGAAAAAAAAAUAUCAGCCUCUGAAAAAAGAAAGAAGAAAAAAGAAUUAUUCCAAGAAAAACAAGAAACUAAACACUUGUGUGCAUUAUAUAAGAAAGACUUUGCAUGAAAAACAAAAUUCUAAUCAUAGACACAUAGUUUUCUCUCAACAAAGGUUGACUGUUUGUGUACUAAAGUUUUACUGUUACUGAACUAGACAAAUAAGAAAUAGAGUAGUAAUUAAAAAAAAAAACUAAAAUGAGUAAGUUGCUUGAAGUUGAUUGCACAAAACGUUGCAAGUCACGUCUCCAUGGACAAUCAUUGACUAGUGCCAUAACAAAGAGAUCUGUUGGAGAUGAAGCUCUUGCUAGCUUUAUUAAGUCCACCUGUGCAAAUUUUGCCAAGGCUUUUGAUUUUGAGGGCCGAACAGCGUUGCAUAUGUCAGCAUCAAGAGGGAGAAAUGCUCUAAUGGAAUGGCUUAUCCGACACUCAUCUGAUGCCUUUAUCAAUGCUCGUGACCGUGAGUCUGGGUAUACGCCGUUGCAUAGAAGUAUAUUUUACGGCCAUAUCCAUUCAGCUGUAAAUUUGAUGAAACUUGGUGUAAACACGGAUAUUGUAGACAAAGACGACUACAAAGCCCUGGAGCAUGCGAUGCUAGACAAGCAGUACAUGUACAAGUUGACUGGCAACGAGCCGUGCGACGCAUACGUAUGGGGCAGCAACUCCAACUACACUCUGGGCACGGGCGCGUACCAGCAACGGAAUGUUCCAGAAUUGCUCACUUGCUUCAGCCGAACUAACAUCAAUGUUAAGCAGGUGUGCCUCGGCAAGUUCCACAGCGUGUGGGUCAGUGGCUCUUCUGCUGAGAGGGGUGAGGUGUGGUGCGCGGGGCAGCCGGCGCGCGCGGGGGGGCCCCCCUCCACCGUACUACGACCAGCGCCUCUUAAACUGCCGGAGCCUUGCAUGCAAGCCGCCAUCACCUUGACUUCUACGGUGUUCUUACUGCAGAGCGGUGCGGUGGUCCAAUACUCACUGAACAACACGGACAAUCCGAGCCCAUCAACUGUCAAAAACCCAUCAACAAUCAAGUUGGCGGCAGUAAAGCCACUGAUAAAGAUAUCCCAUCCGCUGGGAAUUUGCGCGGGGCGGUCACACGCGGUCGUGUGGAACGCGCACGCUGUGUACACUUGGGGCCUUAAUCUGGGUCAGCUGGGUCACUCGCAAGAGGAUAAAGUCGUUCCUGCCCCCAAAAGAGUGGCAAUAUCCCUCAACAAUAAGGAGGAGGCGAGGCUGCAGUUGGUAGCCGCGAGCGACGCCGCCACCGUGCUCACGACGAGCCGCGGGGACGUGUAUCUGCUGCACAAACAUCUCUGCAAGAAGAUAGCUAUCAAACAGAUAAAUCUACGUCAAGUGUGCGUAGAGGCUAAGGUGAGCGAGCAGGGCGCUUACUCCAGAGUUACAGUAUUGCUUCUCACCAAUGUCGGUCAAAUGAUGCUGUGGCAAGACACGACCAGCAAACUUACCAGAUGCGUCUUCGGCCUCAGCCACCAAAUAAUAAUAACGCACAUGGCUCUCACGCACGACGCACUUUACUUCACAACCAAAUACGGCGAAGCGUUCAUUGGUAACAUAUCGCGCAAAGCCACGCCCCCUCCCGCUCAGCCAAUCAAGAAAGAGCGCGACAAGGACAACAGAUCCGCACUGGUGAAGUUUUUAGAGAAGGACGACUGUACGUCUGUCAGGAUCACGAAGAUUCCGAACGUGCAUCGAGCGGUGACGAUCGCUGUUGACAGUGAAGGACUUAAUUUUGCUUGCUUGCAGAUAAAACCUUCGUGCGGUCUCACUACACUGCCGGACCUGUCGCCCUCGAGUGUCUGCAAACACAUGGAGUCUCUACUAGAGACUGCGGCCGACGAUGACAUCCUACACGAUGUUAUAUUUAAGGUUGGUACUAAACAAUUCCCAGCCCACGCAUUCAUAAUAGCUUCAAGCAGCGACUAUCUGUACAAACUGUACGAAGAGUCACGCACAAACGAGCACAAACCAAUAAUAACACUAGACAAUGUUCACCCAGAGGUUUUUGAUCGUAUACUGCGGUAUAUGUACACUGGGACUUGUGACGUGGCCGAACUGGGGCCAUGCGGACUUAAGAUUAGGAGGGAAGAUCUGGUUAACGCUAAAAUAGACAAGGAUGAAAACAAAGAUGAAAAUGAAGUAGAGUUUAUCGAUAAUCCUGCCGAAAUAUCAGCAUUCGAAGUAUACCAAAACACAGGCAAGAAGAAAGGCAAUCGUAAACGCAACACGGAGACCCCGCCGCGGGUGCACCUUUACUGUGACCCCGUCAAACUGGUGCAAGCCACUGCUAAGAGGAUCCAAGUUAUGGGACUACAUAAACUGCUCGAUAAAUUCUAUUACAGAGAAGGUACAGUAUGCCUCAAGGAAAGUGCAAAGUUUAGUAUCAAUGCACCACUCACAUGGGACCGGGAUAGCUUCCAGCAACUAGUGGACACGAACGUUUGCUCCAAAGAUGGCAUCCCUAUAUCUGCCCACAAGUGUGUACUGGCAGCGAGGCUGGAGUACUUUCAGGGAAUGUUCAUGCAUUCUUGGACUGAGAGUAAACUGCUGUCAAAAGUUACUCUACCGAUCAAUCAUGGAAUUCUGCUGCCGAUUAUAAAUUUUCUGUAUAACGACACCUGUCCAGAAGUAGAAAACUCUAACAGUAUUGACUUUAUUUAUAGCAUGCUUAUUGUUUCUGACCAAUUAUUUAUCAGUCGCCUGCGAGAAAUGUGCGAGAUCGCACUCGCAAAUCUGAUAACCUUGAAAAACUGCACAGAACUUUGUCAAUUCGCUCACACGUACAACGCCUCACAGCUGAAGCAAAGUUGCAUGGAAUUUAUAUCUCUCAACAUAAGCAGCAUUCUCGAAAAUAGAUCAUUAGAUUUACUCGAAGACUCCUUAUUGGAAGACAUAUCCAAAUACUACUGUAAAUUCAACCCCAUUAUGUCGUCGCGCAUUAUAACUCCAUUCUACAAUUCGCCAUCUGACGAAACUAUUGAAGAGUGUGCUAAACUGGUGCCAUUAGAUUUGGAUGUUGUUGAUGAAGAUUUCAAAAAAGAUGACAGCAUUGUCGAAGUGAAAAAGAGUAAAAAACAGAAAAAGAUUGAAUAUACUGAAAACGAGAAAGCUAGAAUGCGAUACGAAUCUGUUAGCUCAGUUACGUCGUUAGAUCUUUCAAAUGACACAUCAGGAGUCGUGACGUUGUCUCUUCGUUCGAUUUCCAAGGACGAAGAGAAGAAUACCAGACAAACAGAGAAGUACACAGAAGUGCCAACUUCUCAGCAGAAACAGCCAAAAAUUGUUCAAAGGCUGAGGGGUAUUUCUCUUGCUCAAGAAAUUGUUACAAAUGAAACUGCAGUAAAUUCAUUCACGAAACUGACUAAGAAUAACUCUUUCGGAGCCAAUCAAGAGAGUUCUACUCCAUCUACAUCACGAAUGUCAGUUUCUCCUAAAGAUACGCCACCUGGACCCUUUUCUGAAAAUGGCAGAGGCCAAGGCAAUCUAAUCAUUAACCAUGUUGGACCAAAACUUUCUCAAAAACAAAGAAAGAAAUUAGCUUUAGAAAACGAGCAGUCUCCUCAGACUGUAGAUAAUUUCAUCAAUAAAAUGACUAUUGGUAGUCCUCCAGAUAAACCUAAAAAUCCUUGGAAAAUUUGUGAAGCACCGGUAGCCAGUAGUAGCCCUAAUAAGGCGAAUUCUAUGGAAUUCAAUAAAAUUUUACAAGACCAGAAGAAACAGAAGGAUGAUUCUUCUAGAAUUAUGACUAAACCUCUUGCUUUGACGCAGCUGGAAGAUAAAGCCAUAGAGGAAUUGGAAAGAUUUUACAAUGUACAUGAGAUAGAUGACGAGUUUAUAACAGUGAGACGCAUAGAGCUGCGUGUGUCUUCGCCACAAUGGAUACACACUGCCACUAGGUGAUAAUAAGUGUACUAUUUUUACAAAUUAAUAAUAAUUAUUUUAUUUAGUAUGAAUAAUAUUGUGAUGAAAUUGAUAUUUUAAAUAAUAAUAUAUGUUAUAUGUGACUGUC